GACUUGUCCAGACAGGUUAUGUCACCGACGGAGGCUGCCCUGAAGCUCCCUGUGGCCCGGAGACUAUGUACAAGAGGAAUGGUCUGAUGGCUAGCGUGUUGGUCACCUCCGCCACUCCACAGGGCAGCAGCAGCUCAGACUCUCUGGAGGGCCAGAGCUGCGACUAUGCCAGCAAGAGCUACGACGCCGUCGUCUUCGAUGUCCUGAAGGUGACUCCCGAGGAGUUCGCUAGCCAGAUCACACUAAUGGACAUACCCGUGUUUAAAGCCAUCCAGCCGGAGGAACUAGCCAGCUGUGGAUGGAGUAAGAAGGAGAAACAUAGUCUCGCCCCCAACGUCGUGGCCUUUACCCGGAGGUUUAACCAGGUCAGUUUUUGGGUUGUACGAGAAAUUCUAACAGCACAGACUUUAAAAAUAAGGGCAGAAAUCCUGAGCCAUUUUGUGAAAAUAGCCAAGAAACUUCUAGAACUCAACAACCUUCAUUCUCUCAUGUCUGUGGUGUCAGCAUUGCAGAGCGCGCCCAUCUUCAGGCUGACGAAAACCUGGGCUCUUUUGAAUCGAAAAGACAAGACCACCUUUGAGAAACUGGACUACCUGAUGUCCAAAGAAGAUAAUUACAAGCGGACUCGGGAGUAUAUCCGAAGCCUGAAGAUGGUUCCCAGUAUUCCCUAUCUAGGCAUCUAUCUUCUGGAUUUAAUCUACAUUGAUUCUGCGUAUCCUGCCUCAGGCAGCAUCAUGGAAAAUGAACAAAGAUCCAAUCAGAUGAACAAUAUUCUCCGAAUAAUUGCUGACUUACAAGUUUCCUGCAGCUACGACCACCUCACCACCCUGCCCCAUGUGCAGAAGUACCUGAAGUCCGUGCGCUACAUCGAAGAGCUCCAGAAGUUUGUGGAGGACGACAACUACAAACUGUCACUCCGAAUUGAACCAGGAAGCAGCUCCCCAAGACUAGUCUCUUCCAAGGAAGAUCUUGCAGGCUCUGAUGCUGACUGGAUAGAGGGACAGCAUGGCAUGGCCAAUGGAGCACUGGAUGGGGGACCAGAGGGCCCUCACCUCAGCUCCAGCUCACACUCAGCAGCUGUACCAGGUCCAUCCAGCGGCUCCAGUUCCGCAAGGUUCAGCCGGCGGCCCACCUGUCCGGACGCCUCUGUGGCCGGCAGCCUCCCCACGCCCCCGGUCCCGAGACACAGGAAGAGCCACAGUCUGGGCAACAAUAUGAUGUGUCAGUUGAGUGUAGUUGAGAGUAAAAGCGCGACAUUCCCGUCGGAGAAAGCGAGGCACCUGCUAGACGACAGUGUCCUAGAGUCCCGCAGCCCCCGCAGGGGCCUCGCCCUCGCCUCCUCCUCCGCCGUCACCAACGGACUCUCCCUCGGCAGUAGUGAGAGCUCAGAGUUUAGUGAAGAGAUGUCUUCAGGGCUGGAAAGAAAGAGUCCACUCCCUCAAAAACAUGUGUGCAUUCGAGACUUCCUUGAAGACCCCAUGGCAGAGUUGGAGAGGCUUUACCUCACCUUCGAAAUCUGCAAAACGUUGCUCUUUCUCUCACAGUGCAGUGACCCCUCUGAAAUCUCCCGCAUCCUCUGGGAAACCCCCGGAAAAUGGAAUCAUGGCAUCAGAGCCUCAGGCCUGCCAUCCCCAGGGCAGAGCCUCUGAGAGCACUCCUCUCCCUCCUGGAGCAGGUCAGGGGACUCUGGCAGAUGCCCUGGGAUGGACCAGGGUUCAGGGCUGCCUCUUGGGCCCCAAACUCUGCCAUGUGUUGGGAGAGGGAGGCAAGAUUCUGGGGGGUGAUCCUGGAGGCGAGGGAUCCACUUUAACUGAAGUGCAAGCAUAAGGGUGGUGUUUUCAGGAUGACUCUCACCAAGGGCCUCGCUGCCCCACCCAGCCCCACCCCGUCGCCCUGUGGCUGAGGCCCAGUGGCCCCCCGGAGGCUCGUGUCCCUCACCUGCUCACCCCUCAGUCUGGUUUCCCAGGUCCAUCCCACUCUGUGCCUCCAUCCUGCUGCUCUGCCUUGGGUGGCAGCCCAGCUGGGUGAUGGGCCAAGCUUCUGAUUUUGGUUCCCCCCGAAGGCACCAUCUCUUGCUUUACUCUCAGCGUCAGGAACUGAAGUCUGGUAAAUAAGUCUCCACCCAGGAGCUCAGGCCCCUCUGGGAGAAAAGAGUGGGCAGAGUCCCUGGCCUUUUGAUUGACCCUGUCCUUGGGCCCUGACAGACAGGGGCUGGGCCCUGCCAGCUAGCUGCUGCAGCUUCCCAGGUAGCUGAAAAAUCUCUGCCCAUGACCUCUGUGUCCAGCACUUAUAGCCCCUGAGGGUCGGGACCUGCGAGGUGGGCAGGCCCCUCCUUCCACCUCGCGUUACUCCUCUCUGUGCAUAUCUACUGUGCUUUCCGCUGUCUGCAGCCCAGACUUCUAGACCUCUCACCUCACACUGGGGACACCUCUUAGCUCCCAAGUUUACAUGUUAGAGCUUCACCGAGCUGCAGAGCCUGACUGUCAGCCUCUCCUAUCUGAUUCCUCAUUGCCAGAGAUAAAACCUGAUUGACCUGGCUUGGAUCAGGGGUUGUUCUGUCCCCUUACUUAAGCAUCCAGUACAAAUACAGCUCCUAGGGACCCACUCAGUGGAUCAGGGACACUGCCCAGAGAAGAAUGUGAUUCCCAGGCAGCAAAAGUCCCUUAACAAAAACUGCUGGAAGGGAUGUCCCAGGGCCCAGAGGACUCAGCCUGGGCAACAAGUGGGUGACCGCGUGAGCCCCCAACACCAGGGUCGGGGCAGGACUGAGCAUGGGGCGGGGCUGAAGAGCUGCUGGGGAUGCCAGCCCACCCGGGCCUCCCCUGCCUGUCUGGGAGCUGCUGAUGGGCACUCUUGGUCUCCCAGACUGGUACCCCCUCCUCAGGCUGGCACGGGCUCAGGAAGGGCUGGGGUGGCCGUGGCUGCAUCACCCGUGUACUGCUGACAGGUCUCUGGGGCUCAGCAGCUGAUGGAGGAGGCAUGCAGGGAAGGACAGGGAGGCAGUGGUGGGCUUCUAGCUGGUUUGCCCAAGCUUGGUUAGUGCCUCUUGGUGGAAAGAAAACCCCAGGGGCUGGGGGACACUGUGACCAUCAUCCAGGGAGCAUGAGGUAUCUCAUGGUGCCUGUGUGUCGGGGUUCAGCAUCUCUGCUUGGUGAGAGUUACAAAAAGCCUGCAGAGCAGAGAGCCUGCUGCUGGUUCCCUCCAGGGGACUGACAGCUGGGGGAUAUGUGUGGUCCUUAGCAUGGCUGGGCAGACUCAAGAAGGCAGCUUCCUGCCUGCAGAUGAGGAUGAGUCAUUAGGAAGUGGCUGGGACCAAGCUUUGGUCCAGUGGGCAAGGGUUUACUGGUGCAGGUGGACACUGCUGAUGAACUGCAUCACCUGGAGCCUUCCACAGGAACACUCGACCAGCAUCUCUGUGUACCUGAGAUAGAAGAAUUGAGGGGGUGGGGUGCGUGCUACGUCUGCUAAAACAAGAUUACUGAGGCCUCAGUGUAAUUGUUAUCCAAGGCUCCACCCUGCUCCCCUUUCCUGGACCAGCAACAGGGACUCAGAGCUUUAUGAAAUUUAACCCCUGAGAUACCUACUACCUAAUGUAUGUUGAGGGGAAGGUGCCUUUCAGACCUGUCUUGGCCGCUCUGAAUUCUCAGGAUGCUCUUGGUCCAAGCAGGCCCCUGGCUGCUUCCACUUCAUUGGCACUUCCCAUCUUUCUCUUCCCAGUGUUGUGACCUUGGGCAAGUUACUCCACCUUUCUAAGCCUCAGACUCCUUAUCUAUAAGGCGGGGAUAAGAACAGUGCCUGCCACACAGUGCUGUGAUAAAACAGGAUAAUGACCCAGGACUGCUUAGCAGUUGCCUGGUACCCAUCUUCCAGGUCAUCACCAUCAUCCCAUCAUCUGAUCAUCCUCAUCCUCACCAUCAUCCUAUCAUCUUUAUCUUCCUCCUCUUCAUCGGCAUCUUCUUGAAUACCCUUUGGGACUGAGGUUCUGCUUGGUCGCAAGCCCACAUAUUUCCCAGACCAAACUUCCCAUGAGGAAGGUGGCCUACCGCAGGCCUCCAUCCCACCAAGAUCUGUCCCCAAGAGGGACCCACAGAAUGGCCUUCCUGGGAUGCAUUCUGUUCAGCCACUUGUUCUCAGCGUGCUGCUGGAAAAGGUGUCUGUGAUUCUAGAGUUGGGAGCUCUCUGUGUCAGUUGGAGAUGUCCCAUGAUUUCUGGAGUUCACCAAAUACCACUGCCCACUCGUUUUGCAUUUUCUGGUCCUGAACAUUCAAAUAACAUUCUCAGAGCAGGGAUGUGAUCAGAAGGUCUGGUUCCAGUGGCUAAAGAUCUUGGCUCUUCUCUGCUAGACCCAGCCAGAGCCACCCCACGUGUCACAGCCCUCCUCCAGCCUGGCAAGGCUUGCUUUGGGAGGAAAGGCCGGCCACAACCCUGCUUCUAGUCUCCUAAAAGCUGGCCUUGGCAAAAAGUCACCAUUCCACUGCCCUUCAAGGCCACAGUCAUUCCCCAGGUUCUAGGCAGAGUGGGCUCUGACGCCCACCCCCUGACUUGGAGCAACUUAACCGACAGGGGCCCCCGGCUUCCUGUGGGAAAGACAUCCUCCCUUUGUGAGCACGUGUGUCCCCAUCCCUAAUGACAGGCCAGUAGGUGGCUUCACCUCCUGGAGCCCCAGUUUCCUCAUCUAAGACAGGGUGAGAACGGUGGCCUUCCCACCCCCCCGCCACAGAACUGGGAGGAGCAGGGUCUGAGAGCACUCAGCCAUCUCAUGGUAAGCAGGCGAUCAAAGGCAGCUGCUCUUAAGUGCCAGGCAGCCUGAACCACCAGGAGAAGACUCUAUCCGGGGCGGGGGGACAAUGGACCUGGGAGGUGGCCCCACCCCAGGAGACCCAGGGGCUAAGGAUCUGUGGUCAUCCCACCUGACAGACACUGACAGAGUCUGUUCACUGUGUGCUAUGACAGAAACUUGCAAGAAUUGGUGCCUCUGAGAACAGAAGACCAGGGAGCCACCCACAGGCUCCAAACACAGACUCAGUCCUCCUGACGAACUCCUCCACAUGUGACAACUCAACCUGGCUCCCACUCUGAAAAGUGUGGAAGGAGCCUGGAGAGUCAGACAGACCUGGGUUCCAACCCUGGCUUUGAACAUGCCUCGAUUCAGUGUCUUCACAUAACUGAGCCUCAGGUCCCCGUUCAGUGAUGCUUAAACAAAGCUCCCAUGAGCGAAUCAAUGGCCUGAUGCACAGGAGCGGUCACUUACUAGUGACUCUCCCAUGAGCCACCCCAGUGACCCCCGGCAUCCCUGCACAUCCCGCCAGUCCACUGUGCUCCGGGGCACCUCACUCCUUCAGGAAGAACAUGAGGAAAGACUGCUUAGAAGGCUAGACUGGUUGGAAGAUGCAGGUCUUAAAGUAGAACAAAAAGUAAAGUCGCUCAGUCGUGUCCAACUCUUUGUGACCCCAUAGACUGUAGACUUGGGCUCCUCCGUCCAUGGGAGGAUGGAGGUCUUAAAGCUCUCUAUCAAUAGUCAGUCCUGCCAGCCACGGACUGUCUCACAAAAGGGGAGAGAAGGCGGCAGCACCAACCAGCACAUGAUCCUGUCUUGGAACAGUCCACUGUUGUCACACAUUUUCCUGGGGUGCCGGGAGCAAAGAUUCAUGAGAAGAAAUGUGGAGAAGAAGGGGCCAGAGGAUCCAGCUCUGCAAAGGGAGGCUCCAUCUUCAACUCCAGAGAGAUUACAGCUCAGAGCAGGAAUGCACAUCAAACCAAGAGGCAUCCUCCAGGCACAGGAGUGUCGCUGCAGAAAAGUUCACUGUCAGACCCUGCCCUGCCUCAUAAGGGAUCCCAGCCAUGACUGGGGAGAGAGGCAAGCCCAGGGCAGUUUCUAAGCCUCCACACAGCCUGCUGAAGCACAGGGCUGUGUCACACCCAGGUGUGAAUAAAGAGAGGAGGCACUUCUGACCUGUGGACCGGGGCUUGAGGGUGCCAGGGCCUCUGAGCUCAUG
Messenger RNA from Odocoileus virginianus texanus, 5996 nucleotides. NCBI's taxonomy places the organism in Eukaryota, Metazoa, Chordata, Mammalia, Artiodactyla, Cervidae. The record is from RefSeq and is a predicted model, not a curated record.